This is a messenger RNA of Bradysia coprophila, 2412 nucleotides long. RefSeq names its product motile sperm domain-containing protein 2-like. Lineage: Eukaryota; Metazoa; Arthropoda; Insecta; Diptera; Sciaridae. The record is from RefSeq and is a predicted model, not a curated record. Gene Ontology annotation, cellular component: endomembrane system; endoplasmic reticulum-endosome membrane contact site.
CAGUUGGAAUUGAAGACUAUUACGAGUCAUGCCGUGUGUUUACUUUUGAAACAAGUGGCUGGUUUAGUGUGAUGUACAUUACAAAAUAAUAAUUUAUAUUGCGCGGAUUUCAUAGUGUUUUCAUCGGUUCAGUAUAGUGUGUUACAUAGAUGGCGAUUGCACAUUGAGUGCGAUCAACUAAAACAAAACAACCACAAUAAACGGAUCAAGUUGUUAGUGUUUGUUCGAAUUAAAUGCAACAAGCAGCGUGUGAAUUUAGUGCAAAUAUAGAUCAACCGAUUGGUUUUUUGUUUUGUUUGUUUGUUAGUGAUUCGGUUUCAAUUUGAAUAAAGAAUAAAAUGGUGCAGAUAGUGCUAAUACCGACAGCUGAGCAAAUUAGUGAACUGAGGAAAUUAUUUUUUGAAAAAUUGGAUAAAGAGGGACCUCCAACGACAUGCGCGGGCGGCUUCCAUCCGAACGACAUAGAACGUGUGGAGAAAGUCGACAUAUGGCUGCAACGGUUCUUGGAACAGAAUGACUUAGACAUGAAAGCGUCUUUGAAGCAAUUAUGGGACACUUGCGAAUGGCGUCAGACAUUCGGAACAAACGACAUUACCGAAUCAUCCAUAAAUAUGGACUAUGUGAAUGUUGGCGAUUGUUUUCCACGAAAUCACGACAUCGAGGGCAAGAUGAUGUUGAUUUACCGAUCCGUAUUGCAUGUGAAGGGUAAACGCGACACGAAAGAACUGAUCCGCAUAUUCGUUUACUGGAUUGAACGAAUGUACCGGAACAAUAAUUUCGAUCCGAUCACCAUCCUCUUCGAUUUGGCCGAUUGUGGACUGAAAAACUUGGACAUGGAUUACACCAUCAAUGUCGUCAACAUACUGAAGUCGUACUAUCCGAAUGCGGUGAAUUACAUUCUGAUCUAUGAUAUGCCAUGGAUGUUUGCAGCUGGUAUUAAGAUCAUCAAAUCAUUGUUGCCACCGAAAGCUGUUUCGACGAUGAAAUUUAUCGAUUCGAAGAACAUCGGAGAGUACAUUACUAGCGAGUGCAUGAUGAGAAGCUGGGGUGGUUUAGAUGAUUACACAUUCCAUUUCGAGCCGGAAGCACUGAGCAAACAAGUGCACUUUGCGAAUUUCAGUCCACCGGAAUCUCCAAUGUCCGAUCAAUUGGGAAACAAUUCGUUUAGCGAGAGAACAGAUGGUGCCAUGCUGCAGAUAAAUCCACAAGACGCCAUCUUAUUUACUAAAUCAGGGAACGAACUGGUUGGCAUGGUUGAAAUCACCAAUAUCAUUCAAGCACCUGUGACGUAUAAAAUAAAGACAACCUCUCCCGAGAAAUUCCGCGUCCGACCGAGUACCGGUAUUCUAGCGCCCGGUGCGAAUGCAGUCAUAAACGUAGUAUUACAGCAGGGUCACCAAGUGCCCGUACUGUCGAAAGAUAAAUUCCUCGUAAUGUGCAUGGAAUUGUCGUCAGAUGCCAGCACUACGUCGCACGACAUAGCCGAAUUGUGGAAGAAUACGUCGACCAACAGCAGCCAAGUGGAACAGCAUCGUUUGAAAUGUUGGACACCCACGUCUACCCAUUUACCGGGCGAUACCGUGAGGAAUGGCACUCUUUUCACUAAUUCGUUGGAGGGCGAUCGGCAGGCUUCUCAUUUUACAUCAACGGUGACACAACUGGUAACCACCACCAAUCGUUUGGAGUCUCAGAUGAAAUUUCAGCAAACACUGCAAUGGGUCACAUUGGUCGUUAUUUUGCUGUUGUCCGUUGCGAUUGUGUAUAUUCUCAAAAUGGAAAUUAAAAAUGCCAACGGAGAGUACUGCACGAGUAUGCAUCGAAAUUAGGUUUUGCUGUAGAAUUAGUGUAUCGGGCAGAGAGAGACUGUAAAUAUUUUUCUAUUUCUAUUUCUUUUUUUUUUCGCGUGUGAAUCAUUUAUCCAUCCGAGGCUAGAACCUCUUUACCAUUACAUAGCCCCGACGGAUGCUCUACGGUUUAUUUAUUUAAUUAAUUUUGUGAUGGCAAUAUUUUAAGUUCUUUUUUUGUACAUAUUGCUGUGGAAACUGAUGAGUCGUUUCUCCUAAUCAAAAAAAUAAGCAAAACAAAUAAAAAAUCAAACAAAACAAACUAAACUGUGUUACGUGUUGUUAUACCGCAAAAUCGAUCGAAGGAAGGAUCAGACACCAUAAAAGAAAAUCAAAAUCUAUUACGAAACUGCCGGUGAAGCAGUUAAGAGUCAAUUCGCCAAAACUUCGAACAGUCGGAAUUCAAGCCGACGUCGAUCCAAACGAGCUAUGGCUCAAAUUGUUGGAAAUUACAAUUGAAUAACUCUAAAAAGUGAAUGAACGUAGUAGUCAGUCUAAAUAAGAAGAAUAUAGUAAGCCUAGAUAAGUUUCUAAAACAUGUAAAUACGCCGUAUUUGUUCUAAAUAAA